GAAAGAGGCCCACCCUCCCAGUCUUCGACUUCGCCUCUCUCAACUCUCUCCACCGUCGCGCCUGUACGCUCAGCCAACCAACCGCCACGCCGCCGCCGUCGCCGCCGCCAGCGACUCCGGAUACGGCGAAGGAACCACCCCCGCAGGCAGCCGAUUGCAACGACCGCCGCUCCAGUUCACAGCUGAAAUAACCUUCAGGAGAGAUUGGGGGAUCCUUAGCUUUCAUCGCGGCAAGGGCUCAGUAUGGACAGGAGUUUGAUGUUCCUGGUGCGAAGAGCUUUGACAGUUCGAAACCCAAACCAGACCUUUAGCUCGCGCUGCUUUUGUUCUCCACCUGUGCCGUAUCCCUCUCCCUCCAAUAGUAAACUCUUUGUCGGCGGACUGUCGUGGUCAGUUGAUGAGAAGUCCUUGAAAGACGCUUUCUCCUCAUUUGGGGAGGUCACUGAAGUUAGGAUUUUGUAUGACAAAGACAGUGGUAGAUCAAGAGGCUUUGGUUUUGUUUGUUUUACAAACCAAGGUGAUGCUACAUGUGCAAAAGAUGCCAUGGAUGGGAAGGCAUUGCUAGGCCGACCCUUGAGGAUAAGCUACGCUCUUGAAAAGGUUCGUGGUGCUCCAGUUGUCGUCCCUCGCCUCUCGAGUAAUGGUGAUGACACCAGCCUGAAGCGGUGAUCUUUCCUGCUUGAGAUUGAGACUGGUCUUGGCAAAGGAAGUGAAUCAACUCGCCCGGUAAAAAGGGAAACGGCCAUAAUCCAUACUUAUGAAGCUUGGUCUCGUUUGCCUGGAGGAUCAAAUACUGAUGAAAGCUUGGUUUUAAUUACUUGGAGGAUCUAUUUCUGAGAUCUAAAUCAUCAGCUAUAUUGAUAACUGUGUCAUUUUGCCUUUUCACCUCACAGUAAUAUCGGUCACAGGCUGUUGAGGGCCAUAUAUCAUGCUAGUCACUGGAAGCCAUAAGUAUGCCUCAGUGGGUACUCAUUGAUAACCUGCGCUAGUGGGGAUUGAUGCUCUCAUUGAGGGACUUGAUUAUUGUUUGAUGAACGAUUGGCCCUUCCUACUUAUGAGGCUGAAGUGUUAUUCUGAAC
Molecule: messenger RNA, 1079 nt
Organism: Syzygium oleosum
Lineage: Eukaryota; Viridiplantae; Streptophyta; Magnoliopsida; Myrtales; Myrtaceae
Product: glycine-rich RNA-binding protein 4, mitochondrial
Exons: 6
Coding region: 244-669 (141 amino acids)
Molecular function (GO): RNA binding
Source: RefSeq, a predicted model, not a curated record